Molecule: messenger RNA, 1852 nt
Organism: Drosophila ficusphila
Lineage: Eukaryota; Metazoa; Arthropoda; Insecta; Diptera; Drosophilidae
Product: xylulose kinase
Exons: 2
Coding region: 97-1815 (572 amino acids)
Biological process (GO): D-xylose metabolic process; xylulose metabolic process
Cellular component (GO): cytosol
Molecular function (GO): D-xylulokinase activity
Source: RefSeq, a predicted model, not a curated record
UAGUAAUUUCUGUCCAGCACCUGUUCGACCACCCAAAAUUUAAAAUUCCCGCUUCAACAGAACUUUUAGCCUUCCUUGACUUUCGUUUAAUGGAACAUGUGCCACCGUCGCAGGCAGGACUACAGCGGGAACACCUACCUGGGCCUCCACCUGGGCACCCAGCUCCUCCGCGCGGUGAUCCUCGACUCCAGCCUGAAGGUCACCUACGUGGCGCAGAUCCGCUAUGACGUGGACCUGCCCGAGUUCGGGACCACCAACGGAGUGCUCCCAGACAGCGGUCCUGGCGAGUUCCUGGCCAACCCGGUGAUGUGGGUGAAGGCGCUGGACAUGCUGAUGGACUGCCUGCAGCAACAGGGUGCGGACCUGCACUCGGUGGCCUCGAUUGGAGGGGCGGCGCAGCAGCACGGCUGCGUCUUCUGGUCGGACUUGGGCCUGCGGCGCCUGUGCAACCUGAACGAGCACUUCCGGCUCCACGAGCAGAUCACGGAGAGCGCCUUCGAGCUGACCAGGACGCCCACCUGGCUGGACAACUCCACGGACGAGCAGGUGCGCGAGAUGGAGCAGGCCGUCGGCGGUCCCGCCGAGCUCUCGAGCAUCACCGGCAGUCGCGCCUACACCCGCUUCACGGGUCCCCAGAUCCGGAAGGUGUUCACCCAGUGCCCGGAGCACUACGAGCGCACGCCCCGCAUCUCGCUCAUCAGCAGCUUCCUCUCCUCGCUGCUGAUCGGCGGCAUCGCCUCCAUAGAGUACACCGACGGCUCGGGCAUGAACCUGCUGGACAUCCGCAAGAAGCACUGGUCGCCCGAGUGCCUGGAGGCCUGUGCCCCCGACCUGGCCAGGCGCCUCAUGCGGCCGAUCCCCCCGUCGCGGCUGCAGGGCCGCGUGGCGGACUAUUUCGUGAAGCGCUGGAACUUCCGGCCCGACUGCAUGGUGGUGGCCGCCACCGGGAGCAAGGCCUCGGAGCUGGCCGGGCUGCUGGUGGAGCGGGACUUCCUCGUGCUCUCGCUGGACACCAGCGACGUGGUGGUGAUGCCCCUCCAGAAGGCGCCCCGCCUGGAGGAGGGCCACGUGAUGUGCCACCCCACGCGGACGGACGAGUUCAUGGGCCUGCUCUGCUUCCGCAACGGCGGCCUGGCGCGCAAGGCCGUCUGCCAGGAGGUGGUCGGCGGCAGCUGGAAGCGCUUCUACGAGAUGCUGGAGGCCACGCCCCCCGGCAACCACGGCAACAUCGCCCUGCACUUCCGCGACCGCGAGAUCCUGCCCAUCGCGCUGGGCACCCUGCGCUGGGACGCCGCGAUCGACUACAUGGCCCAGGAGUGCGUUCGCGGACGGCACCACUUCGAGGCGCCGGAGACCGAGGUGCGCGCCCUCAUCGAGGGCCAGAUCAUGCACCACUGCGCCAUCGCCCGCGAGAUGGGCUUCCACCGAGGCGAGGAGACCAAGAUAGUGGUCGUGGGCGAGGACUCCCGCCACCAGGCCGUGCUCCAGAUCGUGGCGGACGUGUUCAACGCGCCCGUCUACCAGCGGACCGGCAUCGAGGUCAGCCUGCUCGGGUGCGCCUUCCGGGCGCGCUACGCCUUCUACGAGCACCGCGAGGCCUCCUGCAACUGCCGCUCCUGCCGGAUGCCGCUGGGCCGGCAGCCGCGGCUCUCCUACGACGAGUUCUUCCGCAACGUGCCCUCCGGCCUGAGCCUGGCCGCGGAGCCCACCCCGGGAUGCGAGAAGAUCUACGAGCCCCUGAUCGCGCGCUGCUCCCAAAUCUGUCGCCUGCUGGCGGCCAAGACGGCCCACUUUGUCGUCGAGCACAAUAAGUAAAGCCUAAAGUAAACUAGCGAGUGCGAGUGCGAGCGCG